AUGGACAAAGACAACCGCGACGACUUUACCUUCGCCAAGCUGAGCGACCUCAAGAUGCCGGUCACCUUCCGAAUAUCGCAACUCGAGGGCGUACGGAAGCCGCAUCCCUUUACGGAGGUCUUGGAGAAACCAGAGCUAAGGUUCCACGGCUUACAACAAGCCCAGGAAUUCUCGGACAUCUACGUGACAUGCCAGCUCAUCGCGGACAACAAGCCACUAACGAUACCGUUUCGGACGGCCUUUAAGGCCUUCAAGAAGGACUAUACAUGGAACGAAUGGAUCACCUUGCCUAUCCGAUAUUGUGACCUGCCCUUAAACUCCCAGAUCACGUUUACGGUGUGGGAUAUCGCUGGACCCAGGUCUGCUGUGCCAGUCGGCGGAACGACGUUCAGGCUGUUUGGGAAGAAAUGGACCCUCCGGCGCGGGAAGCAUCGCAUGAUACUUUGGCCAGACAGGGAGGCUGACGGCGCAAACGAGACUACGACGCCAAGUAAGAUGGGAACCCGAGAUGAGAAGGGCAGACUAGAGAAGUUAGUCAAAAAGUACGAGCGAGGAGACCUGCCCAAGUCGGACUGGCUGGAUACCAUGGCAUUCCGCAAGAUGGAAGAGAUUCAUGCGGCGGAGUCGCAGAAGUCCGAGAACUUGUUCCUCUAUAUCGACCUUCCCCGGUUCGAUUUUCCAGUCAUCUUCAGCGAACCUGAUGCAUCAAAUGUUCCAUCUACAUCCUCCCUAACACCUAUGACCAUCACUCCUGCGCCUUCCGUCUCAGGAUUCGCAGCGGACGGGCCUCUGUGGUCCGUGGUGGAUCCGGACAUAUCGCGAGAAAACCCUGUGGAGGAUAAGCAUCGCCGCCUUGUGCGCAGUCACAGAAGUAGCCCAUACGACCGAGAACUGAAACCCAACGCGAAGAUCCGCGACGAGCUUGCGGUGAUCCUCAAUUAUCCUCCCACCCAGCCGCUCACUUCGGAAGAGAAGGAUCUCAUCUGGAAGUUCCGGUUCUAUCUCACAAGAGACAAACGGGGUCUCACCAAGUUCCUGAAGUCGGUCACUUGGCGAGACACGUCCGAGGUCAAGCAGGCUGUGGAAGAGCUGCUUCCCCAGUGGACGGAGAUCGACAUAGACGACGCCCUGGAAUUGCUGGGUCCAAGCACCGUCGACUCUCGCGUCCGAGCGUAUGCCGUCAAGCAACUCAGCAGAGCGGACGACGAGGAGCUACUGCUGUACCUGUUGCAGCUCGUACAAGCAUUGAAGUUCGAGAGCAUGACGAGCGACCAGCGGUCUUCGCGGUCAAUCACGAGUGCUCUUUCGUACGACGACAGUGGGCUGGCAGAUUUUCUCAUCGGUCGCGCCGUACGAAAUCCCGUACUGGGGAACCGCUUUUACUGGUAUCUGAUAGUAGAAGUUGCCAUGGAAGACAAGGUCAUGGCGAAGAUGUACGGCCGGGUGAUAUUCAAGUUCAUGAAGAUUCUGGAGGACAAAGGCGACGAGCGGCGGGACCUCAUGCGUCGACAAGGCGAACUGAUAGAGACAUUAUCGAAGCGAGCCAAAGAUCUCCGUACCUCAAAAGACCCGCGUCCAAAGAAGAUAGAGAAACUCCGAGCUUUCCUCGCGGACUCCAAGAACAACCUCGCUUCGAUGCCGCCUCUCCCUUUACCUUUGAACGCACGCAUACAGGUUACGGGCAUCAUCGCGGAGAAGUCGAGCGUCUUCAAAUCGAAUAUGCUACCCAUGUUGCUAUACUGGCAGUGUGUGGACGGUGAAUACUCAGUCAUCUUCAAGGACGGCGACGACAUGCGGCAGGAUCAGUUGGUCAUCCAACUUUUUACACUCAUGGAUCGACUAUUGCGCAAAGAGAACCUAGACCUCAAGCUCAGCCCAUACGACGUCCUUGCGACGGGUCCUAGCCAGGGCAUGGCCCAGUUCAUCCCGAGCAAGACUAUCGCCGCCAUCGUUGCUGAUAACGGGACAUUGUUGAACUAUCUGCGCGCACACUAUCCAGAUGACGGGAGCGUGGGGACGUUCAUGGUAGAGCCCAGUGUCAUUGACACAUUCGUGAAGAGCUGUGCCGGCUACUGUGUCAUGACCUAUCUCCUUGGUGUUGGUGACCGUCACUUAGACAACUUGCUUCUCGCCCCGGACGGUCAUUUUUUCCAUGUCGACUUUGGGUACAUUCUGGGCCGUGACCCCAAACCCCUCGCACCCCCCGUCAAGAUAUGCAAGGAGAUGGUCGACGCCAUGGGUGGAGUCCAGUCGCCCCACUACCAACGCUUCAAAUCGUUCUGCUUCACGGCGUUCAACAUCCUCCGCAAGAACGCAAACCUCAUCCUCAACCUGGUGACACUCAUGGUCGACGCGAACAUCCCGCACAUCAAGCAACGCGACGUGCACGAGCAGCUGCUCGGCAAGUUCUGCCUCGAGAUGACCGAGGAGCAGGCCAUCGAGCACUUCGAGCGCCUCUUGAACGACAUCUCGCCGUUCUCAGGCCUGAUGGACAAGAUGCACGACUGGGCGCAGUACUGGAGGAGUUAG
This is a messenger RNA of Epithele typhae, 2529 nucleotides long. RefSeq names its product atypical/PIKK/PI3K protein kinase. Lineage: Eukaryota; Fungi; Basidiomycota; Agaricomycetes; Polyporales; Epitheliaceae. The coding region runs from base 1 to 2529 and encodes 842 amino acids. Gene Ontology annotation, cellular component: membrane; phagophore assembly site; cytoplasm. The record is from RefSeq and is a predicted model, not a curated record. Gene Ontology annotation, molecular function: 1-phosphatidylinositol-3-kinase activity. Gene Ontology annotation, biological process: phosphatidylinositol-3-phosphate biosynthetic process; autophagosome assembly; endocytosis. The transcript is spliced from 12 exons.